Messenger RNA from Glarea lozoyensis ATCC 20868, 258 nucleotides. RefSeq lists its product as uncharacterized. The record is from RefSeq and is a predicted model, not a curated record. Bases 1 to 258 code for a protein of 85 amino acids. The transcript is spliced from 2 exons. NCBI's taxonomy places the organism in Eukaryota, Fungi, Ascomycota, Leotiomycetes, Helotiales, Helotiaceae.
AUGGGUGGUGCUUCUAUAUCCUGUGACAAUAUCUUUAAGACAUGUUCGCCAGGAUCAAGAACGAGGCUCGUAAAGUGUUAUCGGGGAGCGGAAGAUAGUUCAAAGAAUCCUAUUGCACUCCAUUCGACAUGGCAACCGCCAGGUUCAACUCUCCGGAGCUGCGGAAACCUGCCAGUUCGCCCCGACCCAAAGGACGAGGUGCGUUGCAUUGGCAUCCUACGAGAAUAUAAGGAGGUAUUGGAGAAACCUGGGCGCUGA